GGCGCCUUUAAGAGGCGGCGGGCGGUGCUGCCCCCUGGCGGCCGGCGCGGCGGCGCUUCCUCCGCCCCGGCGGGGUCCAGGGGGCCUGCCGGCCGGGUCAGCGCGGCAGCGGCAGCGGGACUGCGCGCCCGGAGCCCCGUUCCGCGUCCCCGCCGCCGGGAGGAGGUGCCCGCACGCUCGCGGCGCGCGCCGGGCCGCCAGACUCGGCCUGUGGGCGAUUUCCUCCGGACCCCGGCUCCCCGGCCGAAGAGGAAGAUGCAGACCUUUCUGAAAGGGAAGAGAGUUGGCUACUGGCUGAGCGAGAAGAAAAUCAAGAAGCUGAAUUUCCAGGCCUUCGCCGAGCUGUGCAGGAAGCGAGGGAUAGAAGUCGUGCAGCUGAACCUCAGCCGGCCGAUCGAGGAGCAGGGCCCCCUGGACGUCAUCAUCCACAAGCUGACCGAUGUCAUCCUCGAAGCCGACCAGAACGACAGCCAGUCCCUGGAGCUGGUGCACAGGUUCCAGGAAUACAUCGAUGCCCACCCUGAGACCAUUGUCCUGGACCCCCUUCCUGCCAUCAGAACCCUGCUUGACCGGUCCAAGUCCUACGAGCUCAUCCGGAAGAUCGAGGCCUACAUGAAAGAUGACAGGAUCUGCUCGCCGCCCUUCAUGGAGCUCACGAGCCUGUGCGGAGACGACACCAUGCGGCUCCUGGAGGAGAACGGCCUGGCCUUCCCAUUCAUUUGCAAAACCAGGGUGGCUCAUGGCACCAACUCUCACGAGAUGGCCAUCGUGUUCAACCAGGAGGGCCUGAGCGCCAUCCAGCCACCCUGCGUGGUCCAGAAUUUCAUCAACCACAACGCCGUCCUGUACAAGGUGUUUGUGGUCGGCGAGUCCUACACCGUGGUCCAGAGGCCCUCGCUGAAGAACUUCUCUGCGGGCACGUCAGACCGCGAGUCCAUCUUCUUCAACAGCCACAACGUGUCGAAGCCAGAGUCGUCAUCAGUUCUGACCGCGCUGGACAAGAUCGAGGGCGUGUUCGAGCGGCCGAGCGACGAGGUCAUCCGGGAGCUGUCCCGGGCCCUGCGGCAGGCGCUGGGCGUGUCGCUCUUCGGGAUCGACAUCAUCAUCAACAACCGGACCGGGCAGCACGCCGUCAUCGACAUCAACGCCUUCCCAGGCUACGAGGGCGUGAGCGAGUUCUUCACGGACCUGCUGAACCACAUCGCCAGCGUGCUGCAGGCGCAGAGCGUGGCCACGGGGGACGCGCCCCCGCUGAAGCACCACAGGCUCCUGGCGGAGCAGGCGGGCGGCCUGGCGGCCGAGCGGACGUGCAGCACCAGCCCCGGCUGCUGCAGCAGCGUGAUGGGCCCGGAGCCGCCCUGGACGGCCGAGGCCGACGCGGGCGGCGCCGCCAAGCUGCCUCACCAGAGACUCGGCUGCACCGCCGCCGUGUCGCCCAGCUUCCAGCAGCAUUGCGUGGCCUCGCUGGCCACCAAGGCCUCCUCCCAGUAGCCACGGAGCCCGGGACCCAGAGGGGCAGCGCGGGCUGCGGAGCACAUCCGCUGGGCGAGCGGCUCCCGACGGGGACGCUACGACUAAGAAUUCCCAACCGUCUGAUUCUUCUUCUUCUUUUUUUUUUUUUUUUUUUUAAUUUUUAACCUGAUUUUCUGAUGUGAUCGAAAUGAGGGGUGGGGGUGGGGAUGGAAAAGAACCCCAAGUGGUCCAGCCUCGCGGAGAAGGGACAAUCCCACCUGAUUCCUGCUGUGCAGAUCUCUUCACUGAGUUUACACACGCUGUGUUUUCAACACUAGGUCUGAAUGUGAGGUGGGGCGUGCGUGUGUGUGCGUGUGUGUGGUUGCCGUGCGUGUGUGAGUGCCCGAGCACGUCCGCGUCUGUUCGUCUCCAUGGCUGCUGUGGACCAGGCCUCGGGGACCCGGGAGCAGGCCGUCCCUGGUCAGGGUGGCGGCGGCUGAACAGAGCGAGUGAACAGUUCCCCGUGUCUUCCCUCCAAGCCCCCACGCCCGGGCCCGGCCCCGUUUCCUUCACUGCUGGCCUCAAGCCUCGUCAGGUGUGCAGCUGCCCCUCCAAAAGCACGCGCCAGAGCAGGCGAGAGGCCCCAGCUGCCGUUUCCUUCCACGCAGGGAGCCUGGCCUGUGGUCCACCGGCUGCCCGCUGCCGAAAGCGAAGGAGGCUUCCCUGGGAAGGCCACAGCCUUGGGUUGGCUGCCUCUCUCCAUGUCCAGCUCCCUGGAGUCCACUAGCCCAUCAACACAUGUCCCAUGCGGCCCUGCAAAGGGGCCUCCCUCCCCGACCGCGCGCCCCGGACCCGGCAGGAGGCGCCUGAUGGGAGCCUCUGGGCUGAUCCUGCCUGUGCCGAGGAUUUGUGCUGUGACCUCUGGGCAGAGUUGCUGGGCAGUCACGACCAACGAUCUCAAGGGCAAGCCUGACACCCUAGGCCCUGCGGUGCCGCCUGUUUCUCCGUCAAGUCAGCCCAGAUGAGCCUCCCCUUGGCAUCAAGGCGACUUGGGGCCCUCUUCCCAGGCAGGAGGAGGCUGCCCAUUUUCUCCAUAUCUGCCCAGAAGGCCCAGUCCACCCCUCCUGUGUUCACUGCCAGCCCCAAGCACUAAGCCAGCCAGGUGCGAGGGGGCUGCAGCCCCAGGGGUGAGGAAACACGUUACCCGCUUCUCCCAUUAGAGUCACCGCAGCGCCUGAUGGCAGCAGACAGACCACAGGCUGUUCAGUCCUUUCCUGUGGUCCAGGCGGGCCGGCAGCCCCGUUUGUGGAGAAGGGGACCGGUGAGGAGCUUUGUCAGUCCUCGGACAGUGUGACCACCUGGCGGGAUGCAUAGACCCCUAGCACGCUCUCGUGUCUUCAAACAUCAGUCAUUCAGAAGAAGAGGAACAGGCCUCUGGGCCAUCCUGCGUGGUCCAGGGAGGAUGGACGGAGAGAGGCUGUUGAGCUGGACGCUCGGAGACACCUUUAGGCCUGGUCAGCAGGGACGUGGGGGUCGCUUACCUUUGGGAAAGGAAGGGCUGGGGUGGGGGGCGGCCACCGUCAGAACUGCCCGGCUUUCCUAGAAACCAAGGGUCUGCCGACCACCGUGUUUACACGACUUGAGUGUUGAACCCUGGUUAUAAUGUCUGUACGUCGCCUUUCCUAGCCUAACCCCGAGCCCUGGGGAAGCAGGAAAGCGUGACCGGCCUCUUGCACUGCUUUGUCUCCAAAAUAAACUACUGAAAUCAA
Messenger RNA from Hippopotamus amphibius kiboko, 3221 nucleotides. RefSeq names its product inositol-tetrakisphosphate 1-kinase (gene ITPK1). Gene Ontology annotation, molecular function: inositol-1,3,4-trisphosphate 6-kinase activity; ATP binding; magnesium ion binding. The transcript has 11 exons. Gene Ontology annotation, cellular component: cytoplasm. Gene Ontology annotation, biological process: inositol trisphosphate metabolic process. The record is from RefSeq and is a predicted model, not a curated record. Lineage: Eukaryota; Metazoa; Chordata; Mammalia; Artiodactyla; Hippopotamidae. Bases 256 to 1491 code for a protein of 411 amino acids.